Molecule: messenger RNA, 957 nt
Organism: Mercenaria mercenaria
Lineage: Eukaryota; Metazoa; Mollusca; Bivalvia; Venerida; Veneridae
Exons: 4
Coding region: 157-675 (172 amino acids)
Biological process (GO): regulation of cell cycle
Cellular component (GO): nucleus; cytoplasm; spindle microtubule
Source: RefSeq, a predicted model, not a curated record
GUCACUCUAUUGACAAUUUUGUGUAUAAUACCAUAUUUGGGAUAGUAGCAGUUUAAAUCAUAAACACGAUAUAUUUGUUAGCCUUGAUUAAUUAACUGUGCCAAAACUGUGAAUACAUUGGAUUUUUAUACAUAAUUUUAUACAGAAAGAUGAAACAUGGCCGAGGCCCGGACGGAGGAGGAUGGCAGUCUGCCUGUACCAGACUUGCCGUCAUAUAUAUCUAAUACAUCUGUGGACGGAGCCAGUGGUGCCGACUUCAUAUCGCUAUCUCUUCAGCCUCAACGAAUAGACAUUGAAAUAAGACAAAUACAAGACAUUGUAGGAACAAACAAUGUGGUUUUACCGCAAAGUAAUAUUGAAAAUAUACAAGGUUUACACCAAUCAAGAAUGCAAAAUAUCCAUGGAACUAUCGAAAUGCAUGAAAUUCCAGAUCACACACAAUUUUAUCAGAAUAUGGAUAGCAGCGAAGACAAUUUCAGAAUACGCUUAAGAACAUUUCGAAAUUGGCGUGUACCCUUUCUCGAUCCGGAAGUUCUGGCUGAAGCCAAUUUUUGUUUCACAGGUGAAGGAGACACGGUACGAUGCACGGUAUGUGGAGGACAGUUGUCGAACUGGCAGCCUGGUGAUAAUCCAAGACAAGAACAUUUGAAAGAGUUUGGAUUUGCCUGUCGUUAAACCGACGAUUUCUUGCUUUUUCGUUUUAUAGAAACUUUAGGAAACCAAUUUAAUUUAUAGAUGUGAAAGCAUUAAGAAUUUUGUGCAAAAUACUUUGAAAAAUGGAAUCCUCUGAAAACUGGACUUUUGACUUUGUUCGGUUUUCAGAUUUUUUUGCUGUAGAAACAUUUUCCCUACUGACCUCCCAGUCCAGAUUACACGGCUUUGUCCACAUGCAAUGAAAGCAUAAAUAAAACAAAAUUAGAAUGUGCAGUAAUGAUAGUUACACACAAUAAAAUUUGA